Molecule: messenger RNA, 2507 nt
Organism: Orcinus orca (killer whale)
Lineage: Eukaryota; Metazoa; Chordata; Mammalia; Artiodactyla; Delphinidae
Gene: EPN1
Product: epsin 1
Exons: 11
Coding region: 365-2095 (576 amino acids)
Biological process (GO): endocytosis
Cellular component (GO): clathrin vesicle coat; plasma membrane; endosome
Molecular function (GO): clathrin binding; phospholipid binding
Source: RefSeq, a predicted model, not a curated record
CGCGCGGCCACUUCCGCUUCCGGUCCGUCGCCUCCUUUGGUUGCUUCCCGUCCGCUCGGCGGUUCCCCUCCCCCGCCCGGUUCUCCGCGCCCCGCCGGGGCGGCGGGGCCGUCGGCGUGCGGCCCUCCGUGCGUCCGCGCGUGCGCCUAAGCGCGGCUCCGCGUCCGCCGCUCGCGGCUCGGCGCGCGCCCCGCGACACCGAGGCCGAGCGGGGGCAGGGGGCUGCCCGCCAUGACCCCCUGGAGCGCGGCGUGAGGGGGCCGAGAUGCGGUGACCUGCCAGUCCCUGCCGCGGCCUCCCUCCUCCUGCCGCCCCGUCUCUGCACGCCCCGGGGGGCCUGCCCCCCUCCCCACCGCCAGCCACCAUGUCGACCUCCUCACUGCGGCGCCAGAUGAAGAACAUCGUCCACAACUACUCGGAGGCCGAGAUCAAGGUUCGGGAGGCCACGAGCAACGACCCCUGGGGCCCGUCCAGCUCCCUCAUGUCUGAGAUUGCUGACCUCACCUACAACGUCGUCGCCUUCUCGGAGAUCAUGAGCAUGAUCUGGAAGCGGCUCAACGACCACGGCAAGAACUGGCGGCACGUCUACAAGGCCAUGACGCUGAUGGAGUACCUCAUCAAGACGGGCUCGGAGCGCGUGUCGCAGCAGUGCAAGGAGAACAUGUACGCCGUGCAGACGCUGAAGGACUUCCAGUACGUGGACCGUGACGGCAAGGACCAGGGUGUGAACGUGCGCGAGAAGGCCAAGCAGCUGGUGGCCCUGCUGCGCGAUGAGGACCGGCUGCGGGAGGAGCGUGCCCACGCGCUCAAGACCAAGGAGAAGCUGGCGCAGACCGCCACGGCCUCCUCCGCAGCCGUGGGCUCGGGGCCCCCGCCCGAGGCAGAGCAGGCCUGGCCGCAGAGCAGCGGGGAGGAGGAGCUGCAGCUCCAGCUGGCCCUGGCCAUGAGCAAGGAGGAGGCCGACCAGCCCCCGUCCUGCGGCCCCGAGGAUGACGUCCAGCUCCAGCUAGCCCUUAGUUUGAGCCGUGAGGAGCACGAUAAGGAGGAGCGGAUCCGCCGUGGGGAUGACCUGCGGCUGCAGAUGGCCAUCGAGGAGAGCAAGAGGGAGACCGUGGGCCAGGAGGAGUCGUCCCUCAUGGAUCUUGCUGACGUCUUCACGGCUCCGGCUGCUCCGCAGGCCGCGGAUCCCUGGGGGGGCCCAGUACCCAUGGCUGCUGCCCUCCCCACGGCGGCCCCCACCUCGGACCCUUGGGGGGGACCCCCCGUGCCUCCUGCUGCUGAUCCCUGGGGUGGUCCGGCUCCUACACCGGCCUCCGGGGACCCCUGGAGGCCUGCUGCCCCCACGGGGCCCCCGGUUGACCCUUGGGGUGGGACCGCGGCCCCUGUGGCUGGAGAAGGACCUACCCCCGACCCGUGGGGGAGCUCAGAUGGAGGGGCCCCAGUCGGCGGACCCCCAGGCUCCGAUCCCUGGGCCCCGGCCCCGGCCUUCUCAGACCCCUGGGGGGGGUCCCGUACCAAGCCCAGCACCAAUGGCACCGCAGCGGUCGGGGGGUUUGACACGGAGCCCGACGAGUUCUCCGACUUCGAGCAACUGCGCACAGCCCUGCCAGCCUCUGGGAGCAGCACGGGGGAGCUGGAGCUGCUCGCCGGAGAGGUGCCUGCUCGUAGUCCCGGUGCCUUCGACAUGAGUGGGGUCGGGGGCUCUCUGGCCGAAGCUGUGGGGAGCCCCCCGCCUGCAGCCGCCCCGACGCCCACGCCGCCCACGCGGAAGACCCCUGAGUCGUUCCUGGGGCCCAAUGCUGCCCUGGUAGACCUGGACUCGCUGGUGAGCCGGCCAGGCCCCACGCCGCCAGGAGCCAAGGCCUCCAACCCCUUCCUGCCGAGCGGAGGCCCGGCCACCGGCCCCUCCAUCACCAACCCCUUCCAGCCCGCACCCCCUGCGACACUCACCCUGAACCAGCUCCGGCUCAGCCCCGUGCCCCCGGUCGCUGGAGCGCCACCGACGUACAUCUCUCCCCUUGGCGGGGGCCCUGGCCUGCCCCCCAUGAUGCCCCAGGGACCCCCAGCCCCCAACACUAAUCCCUUCCUCCUAUAAUCCAGGGCAGGAGGGGGCUUCCCCCAUUCCUGCUCCCUGGGCGACCAGUGUUGUGAGUGCAUGUGAAGUGGGGGACCCCUGCCCCCACCCCAGCGUCCUUUCCCCUCCUGGGGCCCACUCACACUACACCAUCUCCCCCCAUCCCCGACCCUACCUCCCCGGAGAGAAACUGGACCUGGGGAUGGGGAGGGGUGCGGCCGGAGGGGGACCCCUGCCCACGGCAUUAGAAGGGGGAGGGACAGCGGGGGGUCCCCCCACCCAUCUCCCUCCCUCCCAACUCCUGACUGGCCCCUCAAUCAGUGUUUGAGCCUCCUCGUCCCCUCAUGCACCCCUCGGUGAAUCCUUGGUGAUGAUUUUGGCAACUUCGGGAAUAAAUGGCAAUUCUUAUGGGCGCGGUGCCCUCAAGUUCCCA